AAGAAAUAAAUAAAUUAUCAUUUAUUAGUGUUAUUUACUUUUUAAGGGACUGUUAAAAAUAGCUAAAAUUACUGGAAAAAAAUGAAUAUAUUUGGCACACUCAAAUAAACUAACGGUUAAAUAUAUUAGCUUUCAAAGAAAAUAAAUAUUAUUGGAAGAGCUAAUUCUUGUCAUAUUAUUGUUAAACAUGCUAGCGCUUCAAAAGAACACUGCUUAAUUGAAUUUGAUGAGAAAAACAGUGCUUUUUUAAAAGAUUUAGAAUCUCUUAAUGGCACCUAUUUGAAUGACCAAAGAUUAAAAAAUGGAUAAUCUGUUUAAAUAUUUGAUUAAGAUGUUAUUUAAGUUGGUUAAGAUUAGAAUAAGUUCAUUUUCUUUCAGUCAAAGGCUAAUUAAGCAGCACUAUAAUAAAAGAGUUAAAAUAUAGGAGAAUAAGUAUUACGUGACGAAAUUCCGAGAAAAGAUAAAGAUUUUAAGAUUUCUGUAGUUGAUUAUUCCUUUAGAGAUAAUUCAUUUUCUAAAUAGCCAUAGCAAUAGCAAAAGAAAAGCUAUUCUGUAAACUAGGUAGGUUCUUCUUAUAAUAAUAAUAAUAAUAGUAAUAAUUUAGGAUCUACAUAAUUUGCAAAUUAAUCAUAUCAACAUAUUCAUUAAGAAUCACAAUAAUUAGGAAAUUUUACUCCGAAUUCUUAUAACAUCAAGCAACAAAAAUUGGAUAAAUUAGAAGGAGUGAAAUAAGAAUUAUAUAAUUAAAAUAUUGAUCUUAAUGAUAAGCUACUGUAAAGAGAGGAGUAAAUAAUACGCUUAGAAAACGAAAUCAAAUUAUUGAGAAACGAAAACGAUGCAGUUGUUGAAGAAAACGAUAAAUUAAAGGCGAAAUAAAAAGCACUUUAGUUGUAUUCUUCUGAAUUAUAGAAAUAAAUAGAUCUUUUAAAUGAAGAAGUAAAGCAAAAAAAUAUCUAAUUUGCUGAUUUAUCUGAAUAAGAUUGGACUAGAAAAUUACAAGAAAACAAUGUUGAAAUUAAAAAUUUGAGACAGCUUCUAACAUAAAAAGAUGCAGAAGUACAACAAUUAAAGAAGAAUAUAAGCACUUAUUUCUAGAAUACAAGAGAUAUAUAAUAAAAUAAUACUACGCUAUUUUUGGAACACUAAGCUAAGGAAUUAGCUGCCUGUAAGAAAUAAGUAUUAGAAUAUGAGAAUAGAAAUAACGAAUGCUCAAGAAGGUGGACUUCACUGCUUUAGGAAAAUUCUGAUAAAGAUGAUAAAAUUAAAGGUUUAAAAUUGCAAUUAAGUAGAUAAAUAGAGACGAUGUAAACCCUUUACUCUGAUUUUGACAGAAAAAUUAAUGAAUAUAAUACUAAAUUACAAAGAGUAUUUGAUGAACAUGAAGAUAUUGGAGAUAAGUAAAGAGAUGCAGCCGAGUUUUUGGUUUAAUAAGUUGCAUUCAUGUAAGAAGAAAGAAAAAAUUUAGCUGUUGAGAACGAAAACUUGCAUACUUAAAUUUAAGAAUUGAUUUCAGAAGUUGAAAAAAUGAAGUAGGAACUAGAGAAUUAUGCAGUACUUUUUGACGUUAGUGUUAUGGAUUUGUCAUCUAACAAAGCAAAUCAAGGUAACAUCAUUUCUAAAUUAAAAAACAGAAUAGAUGAAUUUGAAGAUCUUAUAAAUGAGACUAAGUAAAAAGAGAGUGUAGGUAAAUUGAUAGAAUUAUAGGACUUAUUUGAAGAAAUAGAGAAGAAAUUAGAUAGAGAAAGAAUAAUUAAUGACGAACUGAAUAAACAGUUGAAAACAUUGUAAUUAACUAAUAAAUCAGAAUCAAUAAACGAAUAAAAUUGCAUUGAUUUCUUUUCUAAUCUUCUAGAUGAAAAGGAUAAAAAAAUAUAAAUUCUAGCAAAUUAAGUAGAGUAAUUUUAGAUGAAAGAAAAGCAGUACAACGAAAGAAUUGAAGAUUUAAAUAACAAUCUUAUGCUCACAAACAAAAAUUUUAAUGAAUAUAAAAAUAAAAAUGAGAGAAUGGCUGAGAUAAUGCAGCAAAAUAGAUAAGCUGGCAGCUCUAUCACAGCUUAAUUUGGUGUAUAAAACUAUCCAUAAAAUAUAAUUUCAAAUGAAAGAGUUCAAGAGAAACUUUAAUCUGAUGCUAGAAUAUAUAAAGCUUCUUAUAAUGAUUACGAAUGA
Tetrahymena thermophila SB210 is the source of this 2166-nucleotide messenger RNA. Its product is annotated as FHA domain protein. Gene Ontology annotation, molecular function: mRNA binding; protein binding. The record is from RefSeq and is a predicted model, not a curated record. Gene Ontology annotation, cellular component: nucleus. The transcript is spliced from 12 exons. NCBI's taxonomy places the organism in Eukaryota, Ciliophora, Oligohymenophorea, Hymenostomatida, Tetrahymenidae.